Pantherophis guttatus is the source of this 1879-nucleotide messenger RNA. It is a transcript of the gene GORAB, whose product is annotated as golgin, RAB6 interacting. NCBI's taxonomy places the organism in Eukaryota, Metazoa, Chordata, Lepidosauria, Squamata, Colubridae. The record is from RefSeq and is a predicted model, not a curated record. Gene Ontology annotation, biological process: non-motile cilium assembly.
CUCAACAAACCGCGCGAGGCCUCCAGGAAGGCCGGGUUUUCCCAAGACACGGGGCGGGUUUUGGAGACGUGGCAGCGGAAGGCGGAAUGGGCUAAGAGGAGGCAUUAUGGCAGGGGGCUGGGCCGGAUUCUCGGAGCAGGAGCUUCGGCAAUUUCAGGGGCAUCGCAAAGAUCCACGAGGACCCCUGUCCAAACAACAGAAUCAAAGGCCUUCAGUAAACAAAAGCCGCCAAUGUUUGCAGCAGAAAAAGGUGCCUCAGAAGACAGAAGAAACAUUGGAAUUGCCAGAUGGAGCGGCAUUGUCACCUCUGGAGAAGGCUGAGCAACAAGAGGCCAGAAAUCAACAGGUGGAAGUUGGAAUUAAACAGUCUUGUAAUAGUGACCCAACUGUAGCAACAAGUCAUCAGCUUGUGAAAAAGAAAAUGGAAUUGCAGGAGAAGUCUCGGUGGGAAAUCCUUCAACAGGAGCAGAAACUGAUGGAAGAAAAAAAUAAGCGCAAGAAAGCUUUCCUUGCUAAAGCAAUUGCUGAAAGAUCUAAAAGAACUCAGGCUGAAACAGUUAAAUUAAAGCGGAUUCAAAAGCAGCUCCAAGCUUUAGAUGACAUGGUAUCUGCUGAUAUUGGGAUCCUGAGAAAUAGGAUUGACCAGGCAAGCUUGGAAUAUUCAUGUGCUCGGAAGCGUUAUGAUAAAGCAGAAUUAGAAUAUGUGGCUGCAAAACUGGAUCUCCAAAAGAAAACAGAAGUUAAAGAACAACUUGCAGAGCACUUGAGCACAAUCAUACAGCAAAAUGAACUCCGAAAGGCAAAGAAAUUGGAGGAGUUGAUGAAAGAGCUGGAAGUAGAAGCUGAUGAAGAGAACCUGGAACUGGAGAUUGAAGUAGAGCAAAUGUUGCAACAGCAGGAAACAGAAGCUAGAAGGCAAGAGAUUGAGAUACAAAAGUUUGCUCAGGUUGAUGCGCAGUAUACAGAUUCUCAGACUUUGAGUAAAGGACACGAACAUGAAAACCUUAGAAACGUUAAUGGAGCAGCUUAGAAGUUCCCAAAUAGAUGACCAAAGUCACACAGCAAACUCUUUCUGAAAGAAAUUAUGAUUCAUCCAGAACAUGUCCAAUAACAUUAUUUUUGAUAUUUGAGUAAUAAGAAGCACUGGCAUAUCAUUAUAUAAGAAGCCUCUGAAUUUGUGCAGUUUUCUAGUCUGUAUUAUCAGUGUGCAUGUGUGCGUGCGUGUGCCUAUGCAUGAGUUAUUCUAUACAAAUGAUGUCUUCCAUGUCUAUCUUCUUCCUUUUCACUGAGAAACCUGCAUGUGAUCCCUUAUGAAGGGGAAAGGGUAAUGUUAUCUACAUAAUAUUUAAAGUUCAAAACGCCAUGCCAGUAGGAGUAAGGAGUUAUGUAUAUCUUAUAUGAAAUUCUCACUACAUCCUACAUUAUUGGCUUAGACACACUCUAUUAAGUAACUCAUUUUUCAGUGCUCAUAAAUGAAUAUAAAAGGACAUGGCUGAGCAAAUCAGGAGAAAAUCUGAUUCCUCCAACUGCCAAAUAUUUUCUACCCUUGUUAGUGAUUCUGUAAAAAAAAAUGGUUGGACUGUUAAUAAAUUAAAUAUUUCUGGACUAAACCUAAUUACUGAGCAAUAAAAGGGGAAAUGACCUUCCAAUAUUUUAAAUAUAUUAUUAAUUGAAGUAUAAAUAAACAUUCAGUAAAUAAGAAACAAAACACUUUUAAACUCAUAUUUGGAUUCUCAAGAUUCUCUGGUGAUCUCACCUUUUUAUUUUAUUCAUCUUUGCAUGUUUCUUGACCAUUCAUGUAUUGUUGAAGCACUAAUCCUUUGUCCUUGCAUAAUCAGCACAUGCCAAAUUUCAAUAAAAAUGUUCCCAUUUUUAAAAA